Molecule: messenger RNA, 1257 nt
Organism: Trematosphaeria pertusa
Lineage: Eukaryota; Fungi; Ascomycota; Dothideomycetes; Pleosporales; Trematosphaeriaceae
Exons: 1
Coding region: 1-1257 (418 amino acids)
Source: RefSeq, a predicted model, not a curated record
AUGGCGUCUGGAACCACACUAGGCAGCAAUCGGCUAUCCGACGAGACUGCCGGGCGUGCCGAAGAAGUCCCUCCAACCAAUCCUCCCCGCGGUGCCUGGUCGCCAACACUGAAUUAUUCUCCCGUCACCGGCUUCCCCGAGAAUGAUGCGAACACGUCUGGAAACGAUAGCCAAGAGCUUACAGACCUAGAGGAGCUUGAGGAGAAGAAGUCCGACCCGAACGACGACGAAAAGCCAACCGAUCCACAAGAGUCUGCAAAGAAGCCUGAUCUCCGUCUCAGCGUUCCGGAAGACGACGAGGAUGAUACUGACAGCUCCGACAUGGGAGAAGACAAGUUCACUCGGAGGCGCAAGCCUCGCGGUCAAGGUGCUGGUCCGCAGACUCCACCCUUGAACAGUAUCUGGCACCCUGCCACCCUCCAAGCUAAGAGCAACCGCGAGAAGCAGGAGAAGUGGCUGCGAAUCACCGGCCGCAAUCCCAAACUUCCCUACUACAAGGACAUGGACAUGACCGAGAUGCGAAAGGAGAUCUCUAAACUGAUGAAGCUGGAUGCCAAUCGGCGGGCACGCGGCCAGGUAGUGCAAGACAACAUCCAGGCUAAGGACGAGCUAAAACUGGCGCAGGAGCAAGUGGCGCCUUCUUUUCCACCGCAGAAACGCCCCCAUGACGACGGCCACGGCGAAGCAGACAAAGUCUGCGCGAAGAAGACCAGAAUCGGAACGCUUGCCGAAGCACAAGCUGCUCCACCAGUAGAGUCUACCGAGAUUGUGCUCGAGAUCGUGGAGGAGGACUCAACAAACGGUGGUGACGAGGAGCCGAAAGAGGGCACGGUAGCUUACAUCCGCCGCCAAAUGAACCUGAUCCAGCUGGCUGGUCGCGAUAGCUGGCAACUUGCAAACCGGAACGCGGAUAAGGACGAAGGCGCUCACAGUUUCGUCCCGCACUAUCCUGAGUAUUCGCAUAGCGACCCUCUUCUUAUUCUUCUCGGUGAUGACGGUAAGCCGCUCAUCGACGUGGAGACCCAGGUCGGUGUUCGGAAGAUUCUUCGCGGCCGCGGCGGACUCCUCACGAUGAUUCGCCAGGGACCGAAUGCGAUGAAGCGCAAGGAGGCCAUGAAGCUGUUCAAACAGGACUGUCGCGCUGUGGGCCGACGUGUGGCGAAAGCGAUCACUGAAGAAGGCAUCGACAAUAAGACAGCGGCCUGGGAAAUGGUGAAUGACAUGUUCACCUACGACAUUCCGGGUGCGGACAUCUAA